CAUGACGAGGCGGGUGACAUGCCGGCAUUCCAGUCCAACGCGGUUGACUUCUCAGGCUUCUCCUUCAAGAACCUCUCACAACUGGCUUUCAUCAACACGGAGAUUCUUGAAAGGCGGCAGAGCCCUCCCAAUGGGCCAGCAACCGAGUCUCCAUGA
Molecule: messenger RNA, 156 nt
Organism: Closterium sp. Naga37s-1
Lineage: Eukaryota; Viridiplantae; Streptophyta; Zygnematophyceae; Desmidiales; Closteriaceae
Source: the annotation of a GenBank genome assembly